Caenorhabditis angaria is the source of this 252-nucleotide messenger RNA. The record is from the annotation of a GenBank genome assembly. NCBI's taxonomy places the organism in Eukaryota, Metazoa, Nematoda, Chromadorea, Rhabditida, Rhabditidae.
AUGAAAGCCCUUCUGAUUCUCCUUCUCUUCUGCGUCUCCAUAACUCUGGGCGGUGCCGAUUAUGGAUGUAAUUCAAGUAGUGAUUGCAAGGAUGGAAAAGAGUGCGUAUAUCGUAGAACCGUCAAUCAAUGUCUAUAUCGGAAUAACAAUCCGUGCGUGCACGAAAGAACAUGUGAUGUAGGUCAGAAGUGUUUCUACUAUGAGAAGGAAAAAAUCAGUAGAUGUACUUAUCCUAGAAGAUACAAAUUUUGA